AAGGACCUGCGAUGUGUUUGCAGGCUGCAGCGGACACGAGAUUUUCUUUCAAGCCAGCAUGCGGGCCUACAGAUUUGAUUGCGAAAGGCGCGGUCCAUCAAACCAAACCAAGCCCGCUACUAGUCUAACGGUAAUAUAUAACGUUGCGCAAAUCAAAGAGACGAAAUCAAGCAGCGGAAGACGCCGCGUAGCGCCGUAGCCUAGCGAGGGACAGCGCCAGGACUGCUCUGCUCUGCCCCUCUGCCGUUGCUGCCGGCUGUGUCUUCCUCCUCGGCCAUCCCGGAGAACACGCGUUCUCUCUCUCCUCUGCUACAACUGCCUUGUCCUUACCCUCUCCACCACUGCACCUCGUGUCACUUCCCCAACCUCUUUUGUCCGUUACAUCACACACCCAAAGAAGCUGUCCACGCCGCAAUGCAGCGGUCGCGCACACAGCACGCCGAACAUCACCCAGGAGGAACGGCAACGCACACGCCCUUUCGCACACAGGAGCUGGAGGCGCCCCUGGAUCCGGGAUCCGACCCGGAGUACCGGGACUUCCAGUUUCGGUUCAUCCCGGAGGUGUUCGAGCUCCAGAUGGGCGGCGGGGUGAGGAAUGGAGACGGCAAGGUGACGGCGGAGAAGGUUCUUGGGUUCGAGUUCGACAAGGUCAGGAUCAGCAUUGCGUCCAGCGACGACGAGGUGGACGGAGAAGCGCCGCCGAGGAGCUCCUUCUCCGGGGCGAGCCACCCGCCGGAGCCGGUGGACGAGAUAGACACCGUCUUUGUCGCUGUCGACGGCCGGGAGAAGCCGGUCCAGAAGCCAAUCAUCUCGUGGGACGCGUCCCCGCCGCCGAGCGGCGCGGCAAGCCCGCACAGCAGCAUCGACAGCUCCGGCGCCGCCGCCACCACCGUGACAAUCACAAGCCUCGCGCCGAGCUGCACCGUCACCAGCCGGAGCGCCAAGACCAGCGUCAGCAGCAGCGCGGCCAGCGACGGCAGCGGCUGGAGCAACGGCACCGGCACCGGCGCCGGCGGCAGCGCCGGGAAGCCGCACAAGGGCGGCGACCCCAGGUGGAAGGCCAUCCUCGCGGCGCGCGCGCGCGACGGGCCCCUCGCGAUGGGCAGCUUCCGGCUGCUGCGGAGGCUCGGGUGCGGCGACAUCGGGACGGUGUACCUGUCCGAGCUGAGCGGCGGAGGCGCCGGCAACGGCGGCGCGGCGAGGCCCUGCUGGUUCGCGAUGAAGGUCAUGGACAAGGCGUCGCUGGAGAGCCGGCGGAAGCUGAGUCGCGCGCAGACGGAGCGGGAGAUCCUGCAGCUGCUGGACCACCCGUUCCUGCCCACUCUGUACGCGCACUUCGAGACCGACCGCUUCGCCUGCCUUGUCAUGGAGUUCUGCCCCGGCGGCGACCUCCACGCGCUCCGGCAGCGACAGCCCGGCAAGCACUUCCCAGAGCACGCCGCAAGGUUUUACGCCGCAGAAGUGCUCCUUGCGCUGGAGUACCUGCAUAUGCUUGGAGUGGUCUACAGAGAUCUGAAGCCGGAGAACGUGCUCGUGAGAGAAGAUGGCCACAUCAUGAUCUCCGACUUCGACCUCUCCCUUCGUUGCGCGGUGUCGCCGACGCUGGUGAGAUCUUCCCUGAACUCCGACUCCAGGAACGCGCAGGCUGCCUGCAUCCAGCCCACAUGCUUCAUGCCCAAGCUCUUCGGCCAGAGGAGCAAGAAGAGCAGCAGCGCCAAGAAAUCCAAAUCCAAGGGCGGCGAGCCCAGGCAGCAGCAGGCUCCCACGGGCCUGCCGGAGCUCGUCGUGGAGCCGACGGGGGCGCGGUCCAUGUCGUUCGUGGGGACGCACGAGUACCUGGCUCCGGAGAUCAUCAAGGGCGAGGGCCACGGCAGCGCGGUGGACUGGUGGACGUUCGGCAUCUUCCUGCACGAGCUCAUGUACGGCAAGACGCCGUUCAAGGGGCAGACGAACCGCGCCACGCUGUUCAACGUCGUCGGCCAGCAGCUCAGGUUCCCGGACUGCCCCGGCACGAGCAACGCGAGCAGGGACCUGAUCAGAGGCCUGCUGGCCAAGGAGCCCCAGAGCCGGCUGGGCGUGAAGAGGGGCGCCGCGGAGAUAAAGCAGCACCCCUUCUUUGAGGGCGUCAACUGGGCGCUUAUCCGCUGCAGCACUCCCCCCGGCGUGCCCCGGGCCGUCGAGCCCGUGGCGUUGGCGCCGCCCGCGCCAGCUAAGCCAGCGCCGGUGGAAAGAGCGGAGAUCAACAGCAGCAGCAAUAGCAAGAGGAUGGAGAUCAACAGCAGCAGCAACAGCAAGAGGAUGGAGAUCAACAGCAGCAGCAAGAGGAUGGCAGGAACCGGUUCUGAGUCCGGGGGGAAGUUCCUAGACUUCGAAUUCUUUUAGCUAGUUUUGAGUUAACGAUACUUGUUGCAGUUCAAGACGAAUUGUAGGUGUAGUUCCAUACUGGAGUGCUAGCGUUUGGCAUGUCUGACCGGUCCCAAGUCUGUGUUGGUUGUUGAGACUUGAGAGUUGCGGCUCGUCCCAUGUCACUAGACACUAGUAGUUACUUAGUCAAAGAGUAAGCCAUGAAGUUUGAGUAGUCGAAGGAACGAUUUGUCAUCAUGUCUGUUUCCAUUACAAGUUAUAUAGCCUUAUCAGAUUUUUCUUUUUACUA
Zea mays is the source of this 2653-nucleotide messenger RNA. RefSeq names its product serine/threonine-protein kinase D6PK. The transcript is spliced from 2 exons. Bases 415 to 2382 code for a protein of 655 amino acids. Gene Ontology annotation, biological process: protein phosphorylation. The record is from RefSeq and is a predicted model, not a curated record. Lineage: Eukaryota; Viridiplantae; Streptophyta; Magnoliopsida; Poales; Poaceae. Gene Ontology annotation, molecular function: ATP binding; protein kinase activity.